Messenger RNA from Acanthosepion pharaonis, 618 nucleotides. Lineage: Eukaryota; Metazoa; Mollusca; Cephalopoda; Sepiida; Sepiidae. The record is from the annotation of a GenBank genome assembly.
AUGAAAUCAGUUUUUUACUAUGAUUUUUCUUUGUUCUUUCGCUUCGCCUUUUUGUUCUUUCUUUUCUUUAACGUUUACUUUUGUUCCUGUCGUCUUCCUCUUCUUUUUAUAAAUUACAUUUUUUCUUAUUCUUUUUCAUCCAUCUUUCUUUUUUUGUUUUCUUUCUUUCCCGUAUCAGACUUCCGCGUAUUUACUUUGCUUAUUUUCGUCUUUCUUUUUCUAAUUCUUUAUUGUUAUAAACUUGCUUCUUUUAUCUUUCCUUUAGUUCAUUUUUACUUUCUUCUAUUUCUUCCUAUCUUUCUUCUUCUUGCUAUAAUUCUUCCUCUUCAUGUCUUUCUUAUUAUUCUUGCCAUUUUUCUUUUUUUUCACGCCUUUCUUCUUUUUCUUCUUCUUGCUAUCUUUCUUGUCCUGUCUUUUCUUUUUUUCUUCUUCUUCUUCUUCUUCUUCUUCUUCUUCUUCUUCUUCUUCUUCUUCUUCUUACUAUCAUUUUCUUCUGCUUUUUGUUAUCUUUUUUCUUCUCAUUAUUUUUCUUUUUCACGUCUUCUUCUUCAUAUUAACCCUUUCUUUCUUUCUUUUACUUUAUGGUUUAUCUCUUUUAUUUAUUUAUUUAUUUUUUGA